GCGGCUGCUGAAGAGGUGGUCUGGGAAGUAGGCACGUUCCGCCCAACUUCUGUCUGCAACGCGGCGGGAAGCGCCUUCUCCACAGGACAUCAAUGCAAGCCUGAAUAAGAAAAACAAUUUCUUCCUCCAAAGCCAUGGCAUAUCAGUUAUACAGAAAUACCACUUUGGGAAACAGUCUUCAGGAGAGCCUAGAUGAGCUCAUACAGUCUCAACAGAUCACCCCUCAACUUGCCCUUCAAGUUCUACUUCAGUUUGAUAAGGCUAUAAAUUCAGCAUUGGCUCAGAGGGUCAGAAACAGAGUCAAUUUCAGGGGCUCUCUAAAUACGUACAGAUUCUGCGAUAAUGUGUGGACUUUUGUAUUGAAUGAUGUUGAAUUCAGAGAGGUGACAGAGCUUAUUAAAGUGGAUAAAGUGAAAAUUGUAGCCUGUGAUGGUAAAAAUACUGGCUCCAAUGCUACAGAAUGAAUAGAAAAAAAAUGGCUUUUUUAUGCCAUCUUCUGUUAUUAUUCAUCACUUUUUGAAGAGAAGCAUAGAAGAGACUUUUUUAAUUUAUUCUAGCAAUGCAGAAAUGACUACACUGUGCUCUACUAUCAGAGAAUUCCAGUAGAAAGAAGCUUAUAACUCUGUAGCCUCUUAAUUACCUGUAUUAUACAGCAUGAAGAAACAUGACUUUUUUUUAAUGACAAAUCAAAAGUUGUUGCCUUUGUAAGAACAUUCUUUAAUAAACUCAUUUUAAAACUCAGUA
Molecule: messenger RNA, 744 nt
Organism: Choloepus didactylus (southern two-toed sloth)
Lineage: Eukaryota; Metazoa; Chordata; Mammalia; Pilosa; Megalonychidae
Product: transcription initiation factor IIA subunit 2
Exons: 1
Coding region: 135-464 (109 amino acids)
Biological process (GO): RNA polymerase II preinitiation complex assembly; transcription initiation at RNA polymerase II promoter
Cellular component (GO): transcription factor TFIIA complex
Molecular function (GO): RNA polymerase II general transcription initiation factor activity; TBP-class protein binding
Source: RefSeq, a predicted model, not a curated record